AUGCGCUUCUCCAUCACCGCCCUUUUCGCUUUUGCGACCGCCGUCAUGGCUCAAACCGAAGGUUUCAACGUCAUUACCAAGCCCGUAAAGGGCGAGAAGGUCCCUGCCGGAUCGACGUAUGAGAUCGUGUGGCAGCCCAGUGCCGCCCACCCCGGUGAGAUCACGAUCGGCCUGCUUGGUGGAGCCUCUCCCCAGACUCUAUCUGUCGUUGACACCAUCGCGAAGGGUGUCGAUGGCGAGGAUGGCACCUACAGCUGGAGCGUGCCCUCCACCCUGGGCGACCUCGCGACGUACGGCAUCAUGAUCACCCUGGAGUCCGACGCCAGCGUCUUCCAGUACGGCUUCCCCUUCCAGAUCGUCCCCGACGAGAGCGGCAGCGAGAGCUCGGCUGAGCCCACUGCCACUGCCACCCCUACCGCCACCGACGACGACUCCGAGACCACGACGACCACCACCAAGGCCUCGACCAAGACUGCCAACACCAAGUCCGUCACCAGCACCACCACCGUGGCGGUUCCCUCGUCCACCAUCGUCUCGUCCACCGUCCAUGGCAACCUGUCCACCACGGCCAGCCCCUCGUCCACCAUUACCACCAGCGUCAUCUCGGAGAGCCCCAGCCAGACCGAGACCUCCACCUCGAGCAUUGCCACCAACGGCGUUGCCUCGCUCGCUGCUGGCUCUUUUGCCAUGCUUAGUGGUGUCGCCAUGGCCGUCCUUGCUCUCUAA
Chaetomium globosum CBS 148.51 is the source of this 726-nucleotide messenger RNA. RefSeq lists its product as uncharacterized. The transcript is spliced from 2 exons. Bases 1 to 726 code for a protein of 241 amino acids. The record is from RefSeq and is a predicted model, not a curated record. Lineage: Eukaryota; Fungi; Ascomycota; Sordariomycetes; Sordariales; Chaetomiaceae.